AUAAAAAGCCACUCGGGCAGUGGCUGUUCUGGUGUCGGGGGCGGGGCUCCUCCAAGCUUAAGAUGGACUGGGACAGCUGAUGGACAAAUGUCUCUGUCGGCGAAGGGCAACAAAAAGCUCGAAGAAAUGGACUCGGACAAGAUGUUUCAUCCCAGCCUAUCUGCGGCCCUGAUGAAGUUGGACCCCGAAGACGGCGGCAAGAUGAUGGAAUACUUCCAAACGCACGCCUUGCUGGCCAGAGAGAAAACUCUCCUGCAGGCGUCCGUGCGUGAGCAGAAGAAACUGCUGGUGGAAAAUGGCAAACUGAAGAAGGACAUUGAGGAGCUGAGGCACGAGCUCCACGACAAACAGAGGAGACGCGUGGCUAAGGUCCUCCUCUCACCCAGCAAGACGCUCAAUUCGCCUGCUCCACCGGCCGCCGCAUCGCAGACCCCCUCGCUCGACCUGGACGGGGGACGCAAGGUGACUCGCAGGCAAAGAGGAGACAAGAAAGCUGCUCCUCUAACGCCGUCGCCCACAGUUGACGUGUCCCGCCUGGACCUGAGAGUCGGACGCGUCCUCAGCGUUCGCCGCCACCCGCAAGCAGCCAAUCUGACGGUUCAAGACGUCGACGUAGGGGAGAAAGCCCCCCGCUCGGUCGUCAGCAAGCGUCGCCCGGACGACCAACAGCCGCUCGUCGGCUCGCUCGCCGUCUUGCUGUGCAACGUGAAGGGCUGCAAAGUGAAGGGCGUGGCUUCGCACGCCCGACUCCUGCGUUGCUUUCAGCCUGACGGCCCGGUUGAGCUGCUGGCCCCGCCCACUGGUUCCAAGCCCGGAGACAGAGUCACUUUCCUCAACCAUCCCGCAGGUGAACCUGACCGGGAGCUGAAGGCCAAGCAGCGGGUGUGGGAUCGUGUCCAGGCCGGCCUCCGGGUGGACGCCCAGGGUGUGGCCACCUACGACGGCUGCGGCUUCCAGGUGGAGGGGAAGGGCCUGUGCAGGGCGCCGUCGCUUACCAACGGCACCAUCCGAAGCACAUAGACACACGUGACCGACGCCGUUUGAUGACAUCGUUACGCUUUCUCGUCCUUACUCGUGUGACUUGUGUCCAGUCCGUGGUCUAUUUCGCUGAAAAGCUGAUUUUGGAGGAUAUGCUGGGUGUGAUUGUUUGAUUGUAUUUACAUUUGUUUGAUUAUCUAUAUGUUGGUCUAUAUUAAGUAAUGUGAGCUAUAAAAAGAAUGUGAGCUACACUUCUAAA
Messenger RNA from Syngnathus acus (greater pipefish), 1237 nucleotides. RefSeq names its product aminoacyl tRNA synthase complex-interacting multifunctional protein 1-like. The record is from RefSeq and is a predicted model, not a curated record. The transcript has 7 exons. Lineage: Eukaryota; Metazoa; Chordata; Actinopteri; Syngnathiformes; Syngnathidae. Gene Ontology annotation, molecular function: tRNA binding. Bases 88 to 1020 code for a protein of 310 amino acids.